CUGUAUAAUUUCCUGCAGUACAGUGCUCCGGUGGCACACAUCUCGACAAAAUGGUGAAGCAGUUCUCAGGGAAGAAGUACGAGCUGGAUGUCGCCAGCCAGGAGAACAUGGACGCCUUCCUGGAAGCCGUCGGUGUCGACGAUGCCGAUAGGCGGAAGGAAAUACAGGGAACCAAAAUAACCAUCGGUUUGGCGGUGAAUGGCGACGAGUACACUUUCAGUUUGGAAGGCGCUGGCCGCAAGUUUGACACCAAGUGCAAGCUGGACGAGGAAUUCGACGAGACGAUGUGGGACCGCACAACACGCAGCAAGUACUCCGUCAAGGGUGGCGACACCGUGGUGCACUGGGCGAAGUACCCGGACGGCAAGGUCAUCACUUCCGAGACCAAGUACUCGGCUGACAAGGCUCUGCAGACAGUUACUCUUGGUAAUGUUGUUGCAAAGAAGACAUUCAAGGCCAUCUGAAUUGAUACCAGAAGAUCUACUUUGGUGAUACACAACUUAAAAGACGUCUCCACAUUCAGUGAAGUGUUUGUUGAUAAUACUGUACAGUCCAAUACCAUACAACUGUUUUCGAUGUCACCACCAAAUACUGCAAAUUAAUUUUAAUAAAAUUACAACUUUUUUGAA
Molecule: messenger RNA, 629 nt
Organism: Schistocerca serialis cubense
Lineage: Eukaryota; Metazoa; Arthropoda; Insecta; Orthoptera; Acrididae
Product: fatty acid-binding protein, adipocyte-like
Exons: 3
Coding region: 51-464 (137 amino acids)
Biological process (GO): fatty acid transport
Cellular component (GO): cytosol; nucleus
Molecular function (GO): fatty acid binding
Source: RefSeq, a predicted model, not a curated record